Polychytrium aggregatum is the source of this 538-nucleotide messenger RNA. RefSeq lists its product as uncharacterized. The transcript has a single exon. Bases 26 to 337 code for a protein of 103 amino acids. The record is from RefSeq and is a predicted model, not a curated record. Gene Ontology annotation, molecular function: protein binding. Lineage: Eukaryota; Fungi; Chytridiomycota; Chytridiomycetes; Polychytriales.
GUGUCUGGUCCGAGGAUUCGGAAUAAUGCAAGACCGGAAGAAGGCAGCGGGCAUCUUUGAGCAACUCGCCAACGAAGGCCACAGCGAUAGCCAGUUGUGGAUUGGAGAGUGCUACUGCUAUGGAGGGGGAGUCACCGAGGACUGGACCAAGUCGGUCGAGUGGUAUCGCAAGUCAGCCGAGCAAGGGAAUCGAUAUGGACAAGAUCGGCUCGGCAACUGCUACCAAUGGGGCUGGGGUGUCCUCAAGGACAUCGACAUCGCCGUCUUCUGGUACCGCAAAUCCGCUGACCAGGGCCACGAAGAUGCCAUCUUCUGGCUCAAACAACUCGGCAAGUGACCCUGAUCCCUUGAGUUCCACUCCCAAAGUAAUAAGCUACCACAUCCAACAUUCAACCAAAUUGCACCGCCGUCACCCAUCAGACACCAUGAUUCCAAAGUGUGGAUUAGGUUAGGUGUACUUGAUGAAGCAGCAAUGGCCGAGUGAUGUUGUAUUUGAUAUUCGAUACAUUCAAUACAUACAAUAUACAAUAGUGCUGUC